Molecule: messenger RNA, 3074 nt
Organism: Micropterus salmoides (largemouth bass)
Lineage: Eukaryota; Metazoa; Chordata; Actinopteri; Centrarchiformes; Centrarchidae
Product: neoverrucotoxin subunit beta-like
Exons: 6
Coding region: 232-2421 (729 amino acids)
Molecular function (GO): protein binding
Source: RefSeq, a predicted model, not a curated record
CAGGACUGGCAGCUCCAGUUGGAAGACUCCCACACAACUCAGCUGAUCUACAAAACUUCACCAGAUGAGGAUAAAUGUACUGACAGAGAGGCAGAGGGUGGAGGAGGCAGCUAGAAGCAGCACAGAUUAGUACACUGGCAUCCUGUCUCUGGCUAAAUCUACUUCUGUCCACUGCAGAGGCACAAUCCACAAGCUGGACUGUGAUUGGUCGGUUCACGAAAAGUGACAGUAAUGAGCAACAAAAGGAACCCAACAUGCUCCCUGUUCUGUUUCUGCCGACAGAGAAAAGCAGGCAGGCGAGAACGGGAAAAGGUUGGAGAAAUGGCCUCAGAUACCAUGAAGGUUGCUGCCCUGGGUCGACCCUUCACCCUAGGAAUGUUCUAUGAUGCUCGGACAGAUCAACGGAUCCCAGGUUUGACAUUGUGGGAUGAAGAAACUCUACAAGAGAACACAGUUGAAAGCUCUCAGCACAGCAGUGCAUUUGAAAUUUCUGCAUCUGACUCCAUUGAAUCCAGGUCCUUUCUGCUGGGUGUUGAUGCUUCUCUGAAGGUCAGUUAUAUGUGUGGACUGAUUGAAGUAGGAGGAUCUGCCAAGUAUCUGAAUGAUACGAAGAAAUUCAAGAAUCAGGACAGAGUGACGUGUCAGUACAAAGCUACCACACACUUCAAACAGUUGUCAAUGACUCACCUUACAACUAUGGACAAACAUCAAAUAGAUGUUAUUCAAAAGAGCUCUGCAACUCAUGUAGUCACAGGCAUCCUUUAUGGAGCAAACGCUUUCUUUGUAUUUGACAGUGAGAAGUUAGACUCCAGCAGUGUUCAGGACUUUCAGGGCAGCAUGGAAGCUGUGAUACAGAAGAUCCCCAAAUGUAAUGUUGACGGGAAAGUUGAACUAAAGCUGACCGAUGAAGAAAAAGCUCUGACUGAGAAAUUCUCCUGCAAAUUCUACGGAGACUUCAUUCUUGAAAGCAACCCAGCAACAUUUGAAGACGCAGUGAAGACCUACAUACAACUUCCAAAGCUGCUGGGAGAAAAGGGAGAGAACAGUGUUCCACUGAAGGUCUGGCUGAUGCCACUGAAGAAGUUUUAUUCAGAAGCUGCUGAGCUGGUGAGAGAGAUCAGUGUUGGACUAGUGAGCAAGAUAGAGUAUGCUCUGGAAGAUUUAAGUCAAGUGGGAAUGAGAUGCAACGAUUCUCUGGACGACAGAUCGGUAGAGAGUUUUCCACUGAUUCAAGAAGAGUUAAGCACUUUCCAAAAACUGUGUAAUGAUUAUGCAACUAAACUCCAACAGACCAUGGAGAAGAAACUUCCCUCAAUCAGAGCAGGUGAAGAAGAUGAGAGCUCAACAGAAAAAGUCUUUGAAGACAGAGACAAGUCACCAUUCAGUCAUAAGAAACUAAGCAAGUGGAUGGAAGACAAAGAGAGAGAAAUCAACAUCAUCAGGUCCUGUGUAGAAAAGAUGGAGGGAACACAGAUUGUCCAAAAUAAGUCAGAGCUGGACAGAGAAGUUCUCGGUGUGGAGGAUGCUCUGUGCUUUGUUUUCACCUCCAUGGAAAGGGGGGACACCUACCUUGAUGUGAUGGCCGACUACUUGGACUCACAUAAAUUAGGAAGUACCUAUGAAAGUCCGUGGUACCACUCAGAAGAAGUUGUAACCAAAAUGAGUGAAAAAGCCAAAGAUUUCCAUGAUCUUGCCAAAGACCUGAAGAACAACAGCCGAUUCUGUUUCCUCAUAGCAGCCAUAGCAAAUAAGAAAUACGCAGGAGCAACCAUCUACCAUUACAAGGAGGGCAUUCUGGUCUCUGAGGAGUUCUCAAAGCCUGACCUCCCUCCUGUGGAGAAAAUCACUGACAGAAGAGAUCUGAUCUGGUAUGCCUGUGAUCUCACCCUGGACCCAGACACUGUCAACAACUACCUCACUCUGUCUUUGGGGAAAAAAAAGGCAACAUUUGGAGCGUUGCAGACGUAUCCUGAUCACCCAGAGAGGUUUGAUACACAUCCUCAGGUGAUGUGCAGACAGAGGUUAAAGGGGCGACAUUACUGGGAGAUAGGGUGGAGUAAUUCUUCCUAUGAAUCUGUUUACGUAGGUGUUGCGUACAAGAUUACUGAAAGAAAAGGAGACAGUUCACAGAGCGAGCUUGGAAGUAAUACCAUGUCGUGGUGUUUUGGCCAGUAUGGUUUUCUGAAAUCUGUACUUCAUGCAUAUCAUAAUGGCAGGGUGUGGAGCGAUGCUUUUCCCUCUGACUGCAACAGAGUUGGGGUGUUUCUGGAUUGGCCUGCUGGCACUCUGUCCUACUACAGAGUCUCUGACAAACUGAGUCACCUCUACACCUUCAAGAACAUUCAGUUCACUGAGCCUGUUUACCCGUGUUUCUCGGUUGGACAACGAUACAAUUAUGUGUACCUUCGUCCAUUCGAAUAAGAGCAUUGACAAAUGACACAUUUAAAGUUUAGAGAGCAGCACCCCAUUUUAUUUUGAAAUGUUGUUCACAAAUUCAAAACUGCAUUCAAACCCAGACAGACCAGGAUAAUUGACGGUGUCAGAUCAAGUUGAUUCUGUGCCCAGCCUUAUUCUCAAAAUUGUGCUUCACAUUCAGUUUCAGGUUGUAUUGUUUAGUACAAGACAGAUAUCUUUUUUAUUGUAACCUUCUAAUUCCUGAUACCUAAGGAUACAGAGCUUAUAGCAAUACACAAUAGCUGUGUCAACACUAGUAUGUUGAAAGAUACACUUAUAGCUCAUGUAAAAAGAUACUGAUUGACUUGUUUUUAGGCAACAUAAGGUAGCUAAUGUAGAUAUUGUUUAAUCUAGCGUUUGUCCAUUUUCUUAUUUGUGCAGUAUUUUAAAAAUAAUUAUGUUUUCAGAAUACAAUAGAAAUUGGUUUUGUUUUUAUUAAGUCAAACAACCUAACCCAGACCCAGGGUUCAAUUAAUGACUUUACUGUUCUGAGCAGAGACGCUGUUAACACCAUCAUCUUGUUGGUGUUUGUAGAGAUGAAGCAAUGUCAGAUUCCUGUGACACUGCAACAACUGUUGGAUGUGUUAAUGUUGAACAGAAUAAAUAAUUGGAGACCUGAG